GAUGCGUGAGAACAUGUCCACCAUGGUGUGUGUGAAGGAGGAGGAGGACCCUGGGGAGAAGCUGUCUCAGGAUGAGAUUAUCUCCAGGACCAAGCAGGUGAUCCAGGGCCUGGAGGCUCUGAAGCAGGAGCACAACUCUAUCUUGGAGGGCCUGCUGGGCACGCUGCGCUGCCUGAAGCAGGAAGACCAGGGUGACCUGGUGGAGGAGAAGUCCCUCAUGAUCCGCAGGUCCCUGGAGAUGCUGGAGCUGGGCCUGAGCGAGGCACAGGUCAGUACACUGUUUGUCUGCUACAUACCUCUGGAUCUGGGUGUGCUGGAGCUAGAGCCCUCUGGGAUCUGAUCGAAUGAACCUUCAAAUUAGACAGCUAGAUGGAGAACCCACAGUCACCUACUACUUAAAUGGUCUGAGUGUCAGUAAACCAGACUGAAACAGAGGAUUAUCCAUUAAUUUACCACCAGUGUUCUUCCUCGACCCCCCCCCCCCCCCCCCGUUCCCCUGCUGUGUUUGGCCCAGGUGAUGAUGGCGCUGUCGGGCCACCUGAGCUCUGUAGAGUCGGAGAAGCAGAAGCUGCGGGCACAGGUUCGCCGGUUGUGCCAGGAGAACCAGUGGCUGAGGGACGAGCUGGCUGGCACCCAGCAAAAGCUGCAGAAGAGUGAGCAGAGCGUGGCUCAGCUGGAGGAGGAGAAGAAACACCUGGAGUUCAUGAACCAGCUGAAGAAGUACGACGAGGACCUGUCGCCAUCGGUCAGUUAACCCACACCAUACACAACACGCAGGCAGGCUGACGCAAACACACACACCACCGCUUUUCAUCUGCCUGGUUUACUCUAAAUGACAAUAACAAUCAUCUGCCCUCUCUGUUUUCCCCUGUUAGGAGAAGGACUCUGUCUCCAGUAAAGAGAAUCUGGAUGAUCUGUUCCCAGACGACCAGGAUGACCAACCUCCUGGCAGUGAGUGUCUUCUUCCUAUCCACACGUCUCUCUUCGUUCCUCACCUCCCAUUCCCUCUCCUCUCUCCUUGUUCCCACUUUCCCUCCCCACUCCCUCCUAUACAUUGACUGGUCCCUCUUUAACUACUUUCUCCUCCUGUUGGUCUGAAAGGCCUGAUCGCUGUGAGCUUUAAAGUGCUAUUAGACAGAGCUGGUUGAGUGUGGAAGCAGGCCAAAUGGAAAUGGACCCAGUGAGCCAGAUCACACAAGCACUGGGUUGGGUUCACUCCAGCAACCAGCAUGUACAGGAGAGGAUCUGAGGCAGAGAGACAGACAACCACUCCCCAUUAAGCAGAUUAUUAUUGACAAAAUUAAACAAAAGGAAUCUUACGUACAUUACAAUAUCGUAUAAUGAUCCUACACAGAACCACAUUCAACAAAUGAAGUAAGACAUAUCAGUAAUCUACAUUAGUACCCUUUAAAUCCCUGCAAUAUGUUACAUCUCCAGUAAUAGCUUCACCACAUAGAGAGCUAAUGAGAUGCAGAUAGGGCUGUGGAGGAGGGAGGGAGAGAAGAGCAGGAUCUCUAGUCCUUUAUUGUGUUUGUAUUGGGAUAUUAUUACUUUAUUUUAAUCCGUGUUUCUGCAGAGGGAAAGAAAGAGAGGAUCAAAGGGAAGAGUGGGUAGUGCCAGGAAGCUCUCCAGACUGCGGGGAGGAACACAUCAUCAAAUGGUCCUGGGUGCGCUCACAGUAAUCCUGCUGCCACAUUAAGCAGAGCUGGCUGAGAUGGGGCUCUGUGUCUGUAUGACAGGAUCCUGGGCUGGUACUGUUAUAGUGAAGUGGAUUAGACUCCUCUACUGUCCUGACUGCUACCUCGUUGAUAGGCUCUUAGGUCCCUAUCAGUGCAAUGCUGGAGUUGGUACAAUGCGCCCUGGCUAUGUUUUUAGGUAGUUGCAGUGCGCUGUAUUUGCACUACCACUUUUUCAAGUGGAUAUCUUUGGCUUGGCCAUGCAUGUCGAUAGGAUUCGUCACUAGUGUGAGUGGUCUGAACACCUGGGAUCAGUUUUUGCCGGCGUGACAUUUUUGGUACUUCCUGUGUAAGGCCAGGAUGAUACCAGUAUCUAAAUAUUGUUUCCAUGGCAAGAAUGAAAACGCAAAGCAGAAUAAACUAUCUUGUCCUUUAAAAACCUGCUGUAUGUUAAAUAUUGUGUGCUUUAGCUUGGGAAAUAAAUGUGACUCUGGAUGACAACAUAAUGUUUGUUUCCAACAUUAAGGCUGUUUUCCUAAAGAAGUUAAUACCCUUCGUGUUUUGUUUCCUUGCCGCGAUACUAAUGAUACUGAUAUCUUCCAGGCUCUCUUCCUGUGUGGUGGAGAGUGUUCUUACUGCAGCCCACUGGCCCUCCUUCAGAGGUGAUACAGAGCUGUGGGCAUCUAAUGAGAAACACGAUACUAUUAAAAAAUAUAUAUCCUUCCUAUUUAGUACGCUAGUAUGGGUAUUCGGACACAGCCAGUGUCUAAUUUUCUCCACUCCAACAUUAAUAAUGUGUUUGAGUGAAUAGUCCAUGUGAGUAAUUUAUGUUAUGUUAACCCCUCGCCCCCCUGCUCUGUGUGUCUCCAGUCCAGCAGCCCCACGGUAGUGCGGCAGCAGCUGCGGCCCAGCAGGGAGGCUAUGAGAUCCCGGCCCGCCUCAGGACCCUCCACAACCUGGUGAUUCAGUACGCCUCCCAGGGCCGCUAUGAGGUGGCCGUGCCCCUCUGCAAACAGGCCCUGGAGGACCUGGAGAAGACCUCCGGACACGACCACCCAGAUGUGGCCACCAUGCUCAACAUCCUGGCCCUGGUCUACAGGUCAGUCCGGGGGAGGGGCUCUGGGGUGGGGGUGGUUAGUAUAUUGGGUGUGAAUCAAUUAUAGUCAAUAUGUUUGAAGUUAUCAGUCAGCUCGUAUGAUAAGAGUUGUCAGCUGCUAGUUACAGGAUUGGUAAUGAUCAUUGAUUGCAUUGCAUGUUGAUUACCUGCAAUACUUGAUAUAGGUCUAUCCAAGACAAAACAUUUGUCCAUAAGGAAGGGUUGUGUUGGAUAAAAUGGUUGUUUAUGUGGUGAGAGACUAGCUCCCAUUGUUGAGAAACCAUGGUUACGAUUCCCAAUGUUUUCAAACUUGUUCUUGAUACACCGUGGUAAUUGACCUCAUUGUCAGAGAAACCACGGUAACAUGCCCCAUGGCUUCUCUCUCUCUUUCUCUCUCUCCUCUCUCAGGGACCAGAACAAAUACAAAGAGGCAGCCAACCUGCUGAACGACGCUCUGGCCAUCAGGGAGAAGACUCUGGGCAGGGACCAUCCAGCGGUGAGUGAUGUUUCUCAUCAUCUCUGUGCCUCAGCAGUAUGUCUGUAACCAGCCAGGCAGGCAGGUCCACUAACUGUGUCGACCCCAACAGGCUUGUGUCUCUGACUCUCCCUGGACCUCCAGUUCCCUCAGUGCAGACUCAGAACAGCAGAGGUUAGGCUCUCUAUCCCCUUUCCCCCUCCAUGUGGGCACCAGACCAAGUCAAAGGUCACUGUGGUCUGGUGGGCUGAGUGAUGUGCACGUGGUGGAGAUUCAUCCUGCUGAUUGGGAUACAAUUACAGAGCUGUAAUCACUUCCUGUUUCCCCUGUUUGUCUUCCUCUCGUCGGUCGGUCACACUUCUAACUAACUCACCAAAUCAAUUGCACUCUGCUGCCGUGGUUGAGUCUUGCGGUCACUCACUACUACACAUGGGCACAGAUGAUUGAGGCUGUCCCAAGCGUGAUAAUUUUUCUAUUACUGAUUUUUUGUGUGUGUGUGUUUCAGGUGGCUGCUACACUCAACAACCUGGCUGUGCUCUACGGGAAACGGGGGAAGUACAAGGAGGCGGAGCCCCUCUGCAAGCGGGCUCUGGAGAUCCGGGAGAAGGUGGGUCAGAGGGCACAGGUCACCACAAGGCAUUGUGGGUAUGGAGUGCUAAUACAGCAGAAUGAUCCGGAUUGCUGCUCCUCUCCAAGUAAAUCUUGCUCAAGUUUCAAAGGACUUUUCGGUUCUUUGGAAAGUUUUCUUCUUUGUCGAACAUAAUAUAUAUUUUUUAACUUAUCUUCUGUGUAUAUGUUCCCCCGAGUAAUCGCCCCCUCCUCUCUCAAGCCUACCUAUAGUUUUGUGUUGCUCAGAGGAACUGUGACUUUGGAGAGAGUUAAGUCCUGGAAGGGGUUCAUUAUAUUUGGCUGCGCAAAAUGGGAUGCUUAUAAAGGAGAAGCUCAGCAGUCCUGGAGAUGCAAAGUGCUGUCUAUUUAUCUCCCUUUCUGUUUCGCUCUCUCGCCCUGUGCCUUUUCCCCUCACGCUCCCUCUGUGCUAAGAAUGACAUGUCGACUCCCUCUGAUGUCGACUCCUGUGCUGGAGAGCACAGAGCUUAAGGACAGCUGAGACAUUUUAUUUAUAUUCUCCACUUCAACUCUGAUGAUAAAGCUCUCUCUCUCUCUCUCGAGGUUAGAGAUUUGCCACACAGCUUUCGCAACAGAGGAAGGAACACAGCUUUGCUGAUGCAGGAGGAAUUUUCCUGCAGUUCUCUCUUUUUAUAGCAAGUGCUUUUCCCACUGUGUGAGCUGCCUCAGUCCUUGGUUUAUCCCUGUGGGUGAAGACUAGGAGGAGGAGGAGGACGGAGGGUCUCUCUACAGAGUACCCCAGUAACAGGCACUAACCAUGGCUCGAGUUCAAAGGCAUCACUGUCCUCAAUAAAAUUCAAUCAAUAUAUCACCCAGACAUUGCUGUCUUAUAUUCCUUGUUGAAAUCCUAUACUUCUAAUGAUGUUUACAGUAAACCCUUGAAAUUCACCUAGAAACUUCACAGGAGAGAGGGGGAGUGAGACUUGUACACAUCCAGCAGCACAGGUUGCUUUGAAAUCCUCCCAUUAUUGAUCAUUCAGACAGAAACCAUCAAUCAGAGAGACUCUAUAGUCUACCUCCUAAUCAGUAAGCCUCUCAGUCGGUCACUGCAUAGAAGGGAAAGAAGAGCACUCUUCCCCUGCUAACGAGCAGUAAGCCUCUCACUCCUAACUCCGUCUCUGUGUGUCUAUCUUUCAGUGAGUCAGUCAGACAGAGACAGCGUUAUCCCUCAGCUCCAUUCUCUGUCCUCACCCAACCCCUUAGUGAUGCCUCACCUCUUCUCCAGCUCUGCUCUGACUUCACCCUCCUAUUCUCUUACGAUAUUUAGCCUAGCCAGCAAACAUAAAGGACAGAACUGAGAUUAUUCUUCUAUCCAAAGUAAAGGGGAUGUGGUCCAGUGUUUUCCAUAAGAACUGGCUGUCGGCUAAUCAGCCGGUUACGGACCUAUUUUCAGCCAGCUACAUUCUCCACUUCAUAUUAACUAGGCUACUUUUCAUUUAAAGGUUUCAAUUCACAAGUCCGUCGAGCCCUCUCCCGCUAAAAUGAACGAUAUGCAUCUUCUAGCGAUCUAUUGUUAGGACAGGCACCUAUCGGUCACAAAGCGAGCAAUGACAGGGAAAUGCAGCAGAGAGGAAGAGGCGAAGCGAGAGGUUUCAAUCGCGCCCAACUCUGUCAGAGAAAGCCCAAUGCGUUUCUAUGGGCUUAUUUUGGACCUAAGCUUGUCGCCUGCCUUCCCGCCUUUGGGACAACGACUCCCAUUGUUAGGGCGGAGACAUGAGUAUCUCGUCAUUAUUAUCUGCACCAUCAACUGUGGGACCUUAUAUAGACAGGUGUGUGCCUUUCCAAAUCAUGUCCAAUCAAUUGAAUUUACCACAGGUGGACUCCAAUCAAGUUGUAAAAACAUCUCAAGGAUGAUCAAUGGAAACAGGAUACACCUGAGUUUAAUUUUGAGUUUCAUAGCGAAGGGUCUGAAUACUUAUGUAAAUACGUUUUUUAUUUUUAAUACAUUUGCAAAAAUGUCUAAAAACCUGUUUUCACUUUGUCAUUAUGGAAUAUUGUGUGUAGGUUGAUGAUCCAUUUUAGAAUAAGGCUGUAACAUAUCAAAAUGUGGAAAAAGUCAAGGGGACUGAAUACUUUACGAAUGCACUGUAUGCCCAUGGUGUCGUGGCAAGUAAACCAAAAUAUUUCCUAGGUUUCCUUUCAUAGGAUGUCGGGGCUUGCCAGAGUGACGCUAAAGUGAGUGACUCUCAACAGUCAGUGUAGCCUACCGAAUCGCAUCGGUGAGAGAGUUGUUCAUUUGGCUCCCUAAUUUGCAUAAGCUACUGGUAGGCCUAGGCUUUUUGGGAAUUAUCUGCAGAUAAAUUAUGAAAACAUUCAAUGAAGAUGGUGAAUCAUCACUGCAGGAACAAUAGGUAAUUAAGAGCCUCAUUCUGGUCCAAAGUAGGGCCGUCAUGGAAUCCAGGCAUUAAUACAACAAUGAUUUAAACCACAUCAGAUCACUUUUGAGGUCUGGGAAAAGUGAGACAUUUUUAUUUUGUGGUGUAAUUAACCUUUAAUUCAAGUGAUCACAUAUCAGCACUUGCACUUGAAACCUCCAGGUUCUGGGUAAGGACCACCCAGACGUUGCCAAGCAGCUGAACAACCUGGCCCUGCUGUGUCAGAACCAGGGCAAGUACGAGGAGGUGGAGUACUACUACCAGCGGGCCCUGGAGAUCUACCAGACCAAACUGGGCCCUGACGACCCCAACGUGGCCAAGACCAAGAACAACUUGGUGAGAGGGUCACAUAGUGGUUAAGGGAUCACUGGCUUGGAAUAAUGACUGCACAUUUAGAAUUAAUUAUGAGUAGAAGAUUUUCUUACUUUUUGAAGAUCAUAUUCUUACAUUGUCUCUUUAUUCCCCUCAAAGGCGUCCUGUUACCUGAAGCAGGGGAAGUUCAAGCAGGCUGAAACUCUGUACAAAGAGAUCCUUACCCGCGCACAUGAGAGGGAGUUUGGCUCUGUAGACGGUAAGACACACUCUCUCACACAGCAUAUGUUUUACUAUCCUUGUGGGGCCAUAACAUUGAUUUCCAUUCAAAAUCCUAUUUCCCUAAACCUAACCCCUAAACCUAAAAUAGCCUUUGUCCUCGUGGGGACAUUUCCCAGGUGAGAAUUGUCCUUGUUUUACUAUACUUGUGGUGAUUUUCUGGUACUCCCGAGGACACACACACACACACACAAUCUGUCCUUUGAUGUAAAGGUUAAUGUUUUCAGGCUGCUGUCAUCAUUUUAGUGGAAAUGCUUCUGAAAACAACAGUGACCUUUCAGUUGAAUGCUCUAAUACUUUGGGCCAGACCAGGUCAAGCACUUAGAGCACCCUGCUGGCUGUCUACCUGACUUUCUGAAUGUCAGUCAAUAUCUUUUUGGACCUGCGUGUGUCUGAUUGUUGUUGUUGGUCUCUGGCUCUGCAGAUGAGAACAAACCCAUUUGGAUGCAUGCUGAGGAGAGAGAGGAACAGAGCAAGGUGAGCGCGAGUGUCUGAGUGCGUGUGUGUUUAUGUCAGAGGGAUAGUAGAGGGUCCACUUUCACUAAGGGCCAUGGUAUGUGUCACUACUGACUGCUGUGGCUGAACUUUCACAACAGACAGGGAAAAGUGUUUCAGUCACGGUAUGAAAGGUUUAUCAAUUUAGACUGCUGAAGAAAUUGUGACCAACUGUAAUCUCUCAAUUUCCCACCACUAAACACUCUUUAAGCACUGUUAUGUAUAUUGGGUUACAUUAGCAUGUCUCAGAUCGGUUAAUUUACUCUUAUCGUAUCUGAUGUAAUCUAGAUCUCAUUUCACGGUUCCAUAUAAUUUGUCCAGAAUUAGCUGGAAUAUUCAGGCAAUUUCUUUAUGACCAACAGUUUUGCUAUUCAUGUGUUGCAGCUCCGUCACUCGGUCGCGUCGUUGCCAUUGUUAUCAAUGUUCUACAGAUGCCGCAGCCAUAUUGUUGCUCAAAAGUAGAAAGGGGGCAAAUGAAUUUGAACCGGGGCUAAUGACUGUGUUGUCUAAAUUACACUAUAGGGGUGUAGGAAUACGAUGACACUGGUAAAGUAGGCGCAUAUUUAGUAGGAAACAACUUUGCCAUCAUUGGCAAAUGUACUUUUAGACAGAUGGCAAUGUUGUCAUUAGCUAGCAAAGUUCGUAAAACAAUUGCUAGCAAUGUUAACAUUAGCUAGCGAAAAUCUUGGGCACAUCGACAGAUUUUUCACCUAGUCGGCUCGGGGAUUAGAACCAGCGACCUUUCGGUUUCUGGCACAACGCUCUUAACCACUAAGCUACCUGCCGCCCCGCUAGCUAACAUUAUACUGCAUCUAAUGUCAAUCUGGCGACAUCAAAAUGAUGACAAAGGGUUUUCCUACUUAGUAUUUGUCUUUUUUAGAAAUGUCAUUGUGUUUUCAAGCCACAGUAAUGCACUUUAGACCAAAUAAUCAGCGCCCAAUGAGGAUGCAUUGAGUACAAUGCUCACAAAUGUUCAAAACAACAUUGUGAUGUAAAGUGCAACCCGUGAAUAGGGGUGGGUGUUUGUCAUUAGCGUUUUGAAGUACUUAAAUCCUGACAAAAUCCUGACGACUGAUGGAUGUGGUGGUUCUUCUCUUCUCUAGGGAAAGCAGCAGGAAGGCUCCCCAUUCGGAGAGUAUGGAGGCUGGUACAAAGCCUGUAAAGUAGACAGGUCUGUGUUGAGUCUGGAAACUCAUGGACUGUUCUGUGUGUGAUUACAUCAUUAGUUCAUGAUGUGUUUACAAUUUCUGUCCUCUGCCCCCAGCCCCACAGUAACGACCACCCUGAAGAAUCUGGGCGCCCUCUACAGGCAGCAGGGUAAAUUUGAGGCGGCAGAGACACUGGAGGAGGCAGCCAUGCGCUCCAGAAAACAGGUGUGACCACUGUCCUCUUCUGCCACUCACUUGCUUGAAUAAUAGAUUUGCCAGGCCAGGGUCAUAUGAAAGUUGAGGUGAACACACUGUAGGAGUAUCAUUGGUCCAGCAGCUUAUCUGAAAUAUUAGCAGGUCCUGCUUUUCAUCUAUUGUAAACAAAUCCAACACAUGAUGUUGAUCACUGUAGAUGGCUCAUGAAAAUGUUCAUGAUUUUUUUAUUUUGCAUUCUUUGUCAUCUUUGUACGUGUUUAUUUGGUUCAUAAUGUGUGUGUCUCCUGUCCACGUGGCCAGGGUCUGGACACAGUGCACAAGCAGCGUGUGGCGGAUGUUCUGAGCGAGCCGGAGGCGCGGGAGAAGCAGCGGAGCCGUGAGAGUCUGACCUCCGACACCACGGUCAAGUACGAGAGCGGCCCGGACGGGGGCGAGGAAGUGAGUAUGAGCGUGGAGUGGAACGGGGUAAGUACAGUACAUAGCCCAGGCCACACACAGGGUGUAGGGAGGGGUACAGACACACCCCCCUUGAGAAAAUGUUGAAAGUUAUUUCUUACCUAUUCUUAAAGUGCAUAUCCUCUACAACUUGUAAAUUAUUUGAUUGAAGACUGAGUUUGCCAGUGGUAACCUUGAUGGUAACUGUCCUAGAUUCCCUAUGACUCCAUAUUGUUGGUGUGAAAGCUAAAGUUCUAAUGCUGAUUGACUGUUUGUGGUAAUAAUCACCUCAGUUCUACAUUAAUGCUUCUAGUCUACACUGAUGCUUAUAGUCCUCAACUAACACUGAGUGAACACUCCAUCUGCUUAAGGAAUACUUAUUUAUUUUCAGUGGCAGCAAGUUACUGUGCCUAUUAUAGAAGCAAUAUGUUUUUUAUGCUUCUAAUUUGUUUGCAGCAAACAGUAUUUUGCUCACAACUAACACGUCCUCUCCAUGCAGUAGUCUUACAGCUGUAUGCUAUUCCCUCUGUCUUUAUCCGAUUACUGCAGUAAAGUCCUCUUGGUCACGGUGUAUGUUUGCGAACUACACAACACUCCCUGCUGUAGUCUGCUAUACAGAACUUUUCUGCUGCCGUAGCAACAAUAACCGUAGUGUCCAAGACAACCAAUCAGCAUCUCCUCCUGGGAGUCCCCUGCCUGCCUGGUCUGCACCUCAAGGCUCCGGGGAGACUGGUCUCAGGCACAUUCGUAACCUGUGUUCUCUACUGUACUGCACACCUAUUGGACUGGGUCUGUCAGACACUCACAGUAUCCAGUCAGUCGGUUAACCUGUGUGUUAAACCACACCUUUAAUGUUGCCAUGGUGACUUAUUGAUGUUGUCAUCACUACUGAUGCAUGUGGGCUCUGUACUGUACAUCUUCACAGUCCCUCUGACACUUUCAUCAUGUGUGGGUUGUCAUUACUGUACUGUCUGUACUUACCUGCCAAUUGGUGUCUGCUUAUGUGUGUGUGUGUGUGCAUGCUCAAGCACCUACAGUAUGUGUUUGUGUGACCUGUACAGCUGUAUCCUCUGUCAGACGCAUAAUACAUACUGGGAAGGAUGGAUGGACAGACUUAUACAUGUAUGCAGAUCGUGAUACAGUACCCCUGCUGUCUUUUCCUCUGCAUCCAGUGGCAGCUUGUUACCAGGUAGAGGUGGGGCAGCAUCCACCCUGGGCCUGUCCCAUUACUCUAGCUGAUUCUGAGUGUCUACUGUCUGCAUGCCCUUGUCUGUGCAUGCUGUGGUGGGCUAACCUGUUGUCUCCUCUGAGUAAAACCUGUGCUAUUGUGUGUGCAACUAUGAUAUAACUGUGUGAAAAGACCGACCAUUCUCCAGACACAGUAUCUCUCCUCUUUUCCAUUUGUUUGUCUUCUUUUGGGGAUUUUCCGGCGCUUUGAUUUGAUUUGCCUUUGGUUGAGCCUCAGGCCCACUGGACUUGGCUGUUGAAAAUGGCUGAUGGCUUUGUACAGGGAAUUGACUAGAGUUUCUUUUUUUUUUAUAUAGAAACCAAACUGGGUUAGAACCAUAGUUAGAAUACACAAGCUGGAUAGAGUUGAAGAAUCUAAAUGGUUUUUAUUUUGGGGUUAUAGUUAUUGGCUGUUUUGUGGAUAUUUUUUUUAUAGAUAUACUGAGUUGAGUAAACGUCUGUUAUAUUCAUUAAGUAAAAUUCUAUUAAUUUGCUUUCCAAAUGACAUAACUGCCAAAUUUACCAGCAUACUGGCCAGCUCAUACUGGCUAACUCCUCAGUGUAUUAUGAGAUGCUUUAACUGGCCAUUUAGGCUCAGAGGUCAAAGACAUGGAACAGCAGUUCAAAACCCAGAUCCAUGCUGCCUUUGCUUCAGUUGGAUGCACUAAGCCUAUAUUUGAUGAGGGGAUUGAAUGUUUAGGAUCAGUUGAUGUAUUAAGGCUUCUUUAAUUCACUCAUCCAUGAUUUUUCACUCUUAAUUUUCCCUAGGUCUAUGGUUUCAUUUAUUUUGUCCUGUUAUGCUCCUUAGCUGUUGCAACUGUUGAGUGCGGACGCCUUCUACAGUAGUAAAGCACAUCCACAGCCCUACGUGGAGAAAUACUGUCUCUGAGGGGGACACCCUUUGGCUUACUGCUUCUGUCUGUCUGAAUUCCUCUGGUUUCCUCUUACCACUUCCACAUUUUUCUCUCCCCAUCUCGCUUUAUUCUACCUCUUCUGUCUCUUUCAUUCUGUCUACCUCUCUCUCUCUCUCUCUCCAUCCCUGUCUCUCCCUCAUCUCUCUCCAUCGCUGUCUGACUGGCAGGCAUAACUCCAGAUGCCUUGUUGUGGUUCUAAAAACUUGUCUUCUGCAUGAUGGACGCCUGCUCGCCUGCCACCCCUCCGGCUUUGCAGUUGUGUCCUCUCUUCAGAUUCUGGUCCCCUUCUCUCCUCCUCUGGGCUGUCUGUCUGGUUACAGCUGACCCCAGCUCUAUCCAAUGUCAAUGGGAACAGGGGUUCUGGACUCUGUCUCAGAACCAAUCCAAGCCACUCCUGCCUCCUGCCAUUACCUUAUCUUACUCUUUACUGUACUUAAACUCUGUCUCCUUGCUCUCUCGCUUGAGGAGUUUCUAUCUAUCUCUGUGUGGUGGUGUUGAGUUUCUAGCAUUUACUAGUACUGACUGAUGCAUACCGGACUGCUCUUGCUCCUAUUGAUUUAACUAACAUACUGUAAAUACUAUGAGCUGGUGGCAUGAUAAUCAUACUGUAUGCUCCCUAAGAGCACCAUGGUGGCGCUAGGCUACUGUCGAGUUUCUUUAGUAGUGUUUGAUCCUGUGCUCCAAAUGGUCCUAUUGAUGUCUAACUUAAGUGUUGUGAUGUCAUGAUCACAAGGGGGCAUCAGAAGACAUUGCAGCUCCUGUAUAUUAUUGUAUAUACGUAGACAAAUGUGGAAUGGGUGGGAGGGUAAAGAAUGGUAAAGGACAGAGGGGUGGGACAAGCCUUGCUCUGCAGUGCAGAAUCUGGACACUUCUCUUCAUGGCUCCUACUAAUCUACUCAAUCUACUCUGUCCUGUCUGUUUGUGCAUCUGAUCUUACACUGUCUUUCUUAACUUCUAAUAAAACUUAACUCUUUGCUCACCCAGAUCUUUGCCUGUAGCCUCUUUGUGUGUUCCCUCUCGAAGAUAAAGCAGGAAAAGCAACAUGCCUCAUGUUUUUGGGGUAAAAGUCGAUUAUUGAAGGAAUUUAAUUGCUCUGCUCUGUUGACCCAAGAUAACUAUUGUGACCUCAUAAGAGGUCUUUGGAGGGCUUCUCUGACUUCUUUAUAGCAGAAUUUCUGGAUAGCACACUGAUGAGGUUGACAUUUUGUCUGAACAGCGAGUCUAAUCAGAUGCAGAUGACAAGCACACCCUCAUAUGCACAGUCCAUCAUAUAUGCAGACAGAUGUCGAUGGAAAUAAUUUGCUGAACCAGAUCUCUGUAUACGUGUGUUCAUAUCUGAACUGAAUGUGUGGGUCUAUGUGUGUGACUGUGUGCAUGUUUGUCUCUGCCUGUGUGUAUACAAGUGUGUGUGUGUGCGUGCGUGCUUGAGUAUGCGUGUGUGAGAGUGUAACCCUCUGGCCUCUCUCAUCAGGACGGUUCUGGUUCUCUGAAGCGGAGCGGCUCCUUCAGUAAACUCCGUGCCUCUAUUCGCCGCAGCAGCGAGAAACUGGUCCGCAAGCUGAAGGGUGGCGGCUCACGGGAGAGCGAGCCCAAAAACCCU
This is a messenger RNA of Coregonus sp. 'balchen', 12875 nucleotides long. NCBI's taxonomy places the organism in Eukaryota, Metazoa, Chordata, Actinopteri, Salmoniformes, Salmonidae. The record is from the annotation of a GenBank genome assembly.